UGAACCCGUACCAUGAGCGAGGACAAGGCAGGCGAUGUAGAAGUCGUCAAACAACGCAGUGGUGGGUGCCAGAACGACAGUAUCGCGGCUGACAACGUCGCAGUGAAUAACGGGACAGACGCCAACGACGAUAACACUUGUGGGGAAGUGGUUCGCAACAUGGGGAAGGGAACAGACGGCGACGACGUGGUCACGGAAUCGAAACAAGACGUGGUGCAGGACAGCAGCGAGACUGUCAACAACAACAGUAAAAACGAGGAGGUGAAAAACGGGAACAUGUCUGGCGAAGUCAAAAACAAAGGAGAAACAGGGAAUAACGUUAACCCUUUAGAGCCGGGGUCCAACAAGGAACUUGCCAAAGAAACUAAACCAAAAGUUACGGUAAAUGCGGCUACAGGUAAAAGUUUAAAUGCAAAUCCAUUACCACAAACUCUGUCCAAGUUAAAGAAGAUGAAAAAAGGAAUUUUUGUGUCAUAUUCACCAGAUGCAGGGUUUCUUGAAAGGAAGUUUGUAGUUGAAACAACAAGACAAUUGAAAGAAAAUAACUUAGCGGAAGAUAUUUGGUUUGACAAGGAUGAAAAAAAUACUGACAGUCCAUGUUGGUUUUCUUUUCGUAUGGAGGCCGUUGAAAGAUGCCGAGCAGCAAUUUUAUUUUUGUCGGAAAGUUAUUUUAGUUGUCCGGUUUCUGUAUACGAAGGAAAAGCUCUGAUUGAGAGACAAAAGACUGAUCCCAAUUCUGUGAAACUUUUUCCUAUUCAUUUCAGCACCAUUGACAUGACCGAUAUUCCCAAACAGUUUAACACGUUAAUAAAACAAUCUGUAAACUUAACAGGUCCCAGUCAGAUUAAACUUAGUUUGGCAGAAAAGACUUCCAUAGUUAUUGGAGAAAUCAUGGAAGACCUUGAGAAAUUUGCCACAAUGAAUGCUCCCCCAACAAUGGCAAAUGCUCCAGACAUGGAAUUCACUGGAGAGUAUAAGAACAAAAAGAUCUGUCAGUGGAAUGUCAAUGACUUGCAGGAAUGGCUCUUUAAGCUGGGAAUUAAAGAAUUCUAUCGCCAAAGCCUGGCUGAAAAUAUGGUUGAUGGUUUUCUGCUGAUGUCACUAACAGACAAUGAUAUGGUUAAUUAUCUGGGAAUCGACAGUCGUGCGGUUCGUAAGAAAAUCAUGCAGCAGAUUCUGCACACACUGGACAAGGAGCACAAACAGUCGGACAACUGGCACCUCCGAGCUCGCGGCCACAGGGCAAAGCCGGACAUUGUGUACUUGAUCUACGACCCUGCCGAUGUCCGGCUCUCUCAGAAUCUCAAAGCUGAUCUCAAGAAGAAAGGUCUUCAAGUUAUCCACCACGAUGCUCAGAAACUGGGUCGGUCGAAGGAAGAGUUUCUGCAGAUCAAUGGUCCACAGGUUGCGUCUGCCACCCACGUGAUCGUCAUCUUCACAGAGGCAGCAGCGGUAUCACCCUUCGUCUUCCACGAGGUCCUCUUCGCCGAUUGGCUGGGCAAGAAACUAGUGACAGCCAUGUUUAAAAAUAUUUGGACUAGUCUCAGAGUGUCACUGAAAGCUGUUUUAGGAGAUUGUCCAGCCAUAGAUUUUGAGACAAAGAUGUACACCGAAAGUCUUGAUGUCCUGGAACACCACAUCAAACCGCUCCGCCGUGUUCCAGGUGUCGUUCUGGAGCAGGCCUACUUAAACAAGAUGGCUGACGGCCUGAAACCACUGGAACUGCUGGCUACCACUCGAAGCGGACUGGAGACGUCGGAAGAAGACCCACAAGUAUUCAUCAGCUAUCAGUGGGACAUGCAGUCCAAAGUGGAGGAAAUCCGACUAGUCCUAGAAGCCACCGGCUUGGUAUGCUGGGCCGAUAUUUCCAUGAGUCAAGCUCCCCGCGGUCACAGCUCCCGAUCUACCCGUUCCAGCGGAACGUUCAGCAAUCUCGACAACGGUUCCGAAACUCUUCAAGGCCAGAUACAGCGACACAUGAAGUUAUCGGCGGUCGUCUUGUGCUGCAUCACUCCCAAGUACCUCCAAAGUGACAACUGUGUCAAGGACCUGACACUGGCAGAUGCUCUGAACAAACCUAUCAUCCCUCUGCUGCUGAGAUUCGUGCCAAUUGAGAGUGCCCCAAGUCAGGUCCGGCGAAUCCUCACGCGACAGAGCUACGUGGAUCUCAGCAACGAGAGGCUCUAUAAGCAGAACAUGCAUAUUUUGCUUGAAAAAGUCAAGCGGAUUGUGACUCCCAGAUUCAGCAUUGACUAGGGACAAGUGAUGCUCGAGAAACAGUAUAUUCAUAAUCAGAUGGAGUUGAGGACUAAGAAAAAGUAUUUUUGGAUACAUGCAUUUAAUCAUGUAUAUACAAAAAAUUAAUAUUCUAAAAGCAAGUAUAGUGAAAAAUGCAUAUUCAGUGUGUGCAUAUGGAGCAGUGCCUUGGGGAAAUGUGUAGCCAUAAAAAACCAUUUAAUCCUUUGCUUGUGGAACUGCGACUCAUGGAAAGUUUAGAUGAAAGAAACAUUUAACCAUGUGUAAAGGGAGGAAUGAUUUACAGAAAGUCUAGAUAGAUAAAGAAUCUAACCAUGUACUAAUUAAUUUCUAAGCCUUGCUUUUUUUCUGGCAUGUGUAGUCCAGUAAAUGAGAUAUAAUUAAGUAUGUAUGGUGUAUAUAUCUGGUGUAUAUAAAUUAAACAUUUAUAUAUGGUGUAUAUAAAUUAAACAUUUAUAUCUGGUGUAUAUAAAUUAAACAUUUACUUGUCAAAGCUCAUUCUGUGAUCUGUCAGUAUAAUGUGUAUUCUCUGUGCCACUGCCUUCUUGUUUGUCUCUUAUUUUAUUCAAACAUGUCUCAUGUGAAGAUUUUAUGUAUUAUUAAUUUUUAUGUUAUAAUACAUAUGAAUGUACAUUAUGUACCUCAUGUUAAUAAUACAUAUUUUUACCCUUUUAUUAAAUUCCCCGACUCAUAAAGGUCAAUUUUCGUAGGUCACUUGGGUAACCUUUUUAAAUAUAAGUUUGGAUGUGCAUCAGUUUUUAUAGAGAUUUGGGUAUGAUAAAAUCAUAUCUUGUGCUCCCAAGUUUUUCUGUCAUUCUGAAUAUAUUAAAUAUAAUAUCAAGACAAAAUAAAAUUAUAUAAUGAUAGGAUAUCACAAAAUGAUAUAUUAUCAUUCCAAAAUGAAAUAAACCUAAUAUAAAUUAAAAUAAAUAAAACCAUCCUAAUAAAACAUUAUUAUGAAUAGAAAACUGACAAUCACGACAAACUGAUAUUGCCAUGACAAAGUAUACUAUUAUGACAAAAUCGUAUAAUCAUAUCAAAAUAUGACAUGACCAAAUAAUAUUAUGACAACAUGUGAUAAAAUCCUGAAAAACAUGAUAUGUUCACAAACUGUUACCUCAUCUUGACAUAAGACAAUAACGAGACAAAGUGAAAUAUUAUUAUAAUGUAGCACCACCAUGAUAAAAUAUAUUAUAGUAACAAAGUAUCAUAUCAUCCAACCAGAAUAUGUGAUGUCAUUCUGAUGAAAUGAAAACAAGAUAAAAUGUGAUAUCAGCCUUAUAAAAUGUGAUAUUGUGCUAACAAAAUGAGAUCUGAAUGAAACGUGAUAUCAGCCUUAUAAAAUGUGAUAUUGUGCUAACAAAAUGAGAUCUGAAACGUGAUAUCAGCCUUAUAAAAUGUGAUGUGAUGAAAUAUGAAAUUGGAGUUUUUCUUGGCAAAAAUUAAUUAAUAUACCAGUAAAAUACCAGUAAUAUUGCAAGAUCGAAAACUUGUUAUUACUAAUAGGCUACCCACUCAUUGAUUAGUGUGUUCUUCAAUUUAUAAAUACUUUUCAGUGUAUUUCCUAAAUAUGGAUUUUGAUCAGCAUAGAUUAGUACAGUAGUUUAUUAAACCAUGAUGAAAGAGAUAUCCAGUGAAACCUCUCAAAACUGGACCCUCAAUUAACCACAAUUUUGUCAACACCAGAUGUUUUUCACAGUCCCCUUUCAAAUAUCAGUGCAAAAGAGAACCUCUCUAAACCAGAUACUCCAUUUUACUUGGUGUCCAGUUUAGGGUGUUUCACUGUACAAUAAUGUUAAGUACACCUUCAGGGAGAGGUUAUGACUUCAAAUCAGCUGAUUAAUGGUGUCAAUCUGUAUGACUCUUGUUACUAUGUUAGGGUUUUAUUAAAAAAGUGUGCACAUAGUCCUUUCAAUUCAUAAACUGAAAAAAAACACUUUUAUUUGUGGAUUCAUUGAGAAAUAUGUGGCUUCAUUGAUAAAUACUGAAAUCGUGUGACCACAACAUGAUGUCAUUUUGCUAAAUGACAGCAUUUCAGUAAGAGAUGUAAUCUUCCCUGGUCUAAUCUCUGCAUUCCCAUGCCACUUUCAGUUAUGUUGGAAGUAAUCAUCAGAUUUGUGUUCAAUGUGCUUUGUAAUGAAUAGAAUACUAUACUCGUUCCUGUAAAGGACCAUUUAUAUUACAACUUGGGUAUCCAUCACUCUUUUUUAAUUGAAAACAUAUUUGUAAUAUAACUGGUCUCUCAAGGGAACUUAUUUAGUAUUUUCUAUAUCGUAUGUAGAAUAAUUAAAAUUGUAUGAAACACACAUUCAGUAACAGUUUUAUGUACACAGUUACGACAUGUUACAUCCACUUCACAGUUCUUGCAGUUUGCUUUAGAAUGUUAGUAUGUUACAUCAUUACAUUUUGCAAUGGACAUCAUUGAAAACCACUAUUUUUAAUAUUUUAUGCAUAACCAAAAUACAAUAUAGAUGUUCAUACCAUUUGUACAUGACAUUUUCCAAAUAUUUACUGUUAAGUUAUCUUUGGUAUUACUUGAAUUAAUAACACAAGCAUGGAUACUUAGACAUAAUGAAAUAAAAACCUGACCAUUCAUAGUUUCUGUUUACUAGUUUGUAUUUAGAAGCAUUCUUUAUUAAUCAGUGAAGUCAUAUGAAUGAAAUUUGUUCGAUUUUAGAAUUUGUUUCUUUUUGCAUCAAUAUUAUUAUUUAUAUACAAAUUAACAACCUACAGUGUACUACAACAUAUGUUCUCAUAUAUAUACAUGUAUAUUAGAUAUAUAUACUUAAAAUUUAUGUACUAUUAUAAAUCCAACUUAAUGACAUUCUUUAUUGUACAGUAGGUUAUGAACAACCUACUUAAUUACUUGAUGAAUAUCUUGCAGUUCACUGUUAAUAUUAAAAUGUACUUUAAUCGCACAUCGCUCUAAAAAUAUCUUUAUAAAGUGGACUUUAGUUAUUUUGUUUAAUAUAAUUAUUAUUUUAUGAUGUAGUUUUAAAGUUGCAGAUAAUAAUAUUUUAAUAAAGAAAAUAUAUAAAUACAUUCAAAUACAUGUACCCGGUAUAAAUUUCCAAAAAUAUUUUGUGAAACAAUAUCUAGGUAAAGCAAAUCAGAUUAUUUUAUGUUGUAAGAGUGUCUAAUUAUUCAGAACAGUUCCUGAAUUGUAGUUUCAUCCUCUCUUAAUGCAUAAUUAUGUUGUGUUACAGCUAGUUACCAAAUUUUGUAAAUUAUUGUUUUAGUUUUCUUUUUUAAAGGCAUGUGUGUUUUUCAUCUUAUUACACAUGCUAUUUGUGUUAGUAUUUUCAAUAGAAUUGUCAAAACCUUUUUUAUUUUUACACAAAAUUUACACCAAAAAAAAUACUCAAAAAGAAAAGGUAUUUUUAACUUCAUAUAAAUAUCCACAUAAAGUGAAUCCCAAAGGUAUUAAAUAGCCAUCUAAGGGGGUGACAAAAAAUAAUCUCCAACAAAUUAUUCAGUACACAGUAGGGAUAAGAGACCAUUUGAGUUUUUUGGAAUUCUGGACUUUAGUACUCCUGCUUUCAAAACCUUGCAAAGUUUUUGAGAUUUUUUCCAAGGUCAUUUUUUGUAAGAAUAAUAUGUUUGAAACUUUAGGAGAAUAUUAAAUGAGAUUUUUAGUCAGCUGCUAAAUAAAAGGUACAUGUAGUCAUUUAGAUCAGGCUACAUAAUGUACUAAACUGUAUAAAACUGGUUUUGUCUUCUCUGCAAUAUUGUGUGGCAUUACAUGGUAAAACAUGUAUUAGUACUACUAGUUAAUGUUACUAUAAAAAACACUUACAUUGUUAAAAUGCCAUCUUCUCAUAAAGUUCACUUUUAUAGGUCCCUAGGGUGGCCAUUGUAAACAUAUUUGAAUAUGGAUAUAUAUACAUGUAUAUAUAUAUAUAUAUAUAUAUAUAUAUAUAUAUAUAUAUAUAUAUAUAUAUAUAGCAUUUGUGAUUACCUUCAACUUAAAAUUGUGAAUGAUGUGACCUUUAUAAAGUAGUUGAUAAUUUGGUUUAUUAGUGAACAAUAUUUCAUAAACAGAUCUUUAAAAUGGUGAUUUCAAAAGAAAAAGCAAUAGAUACUUCUAAUUGAAUAAAACUUAAGUCAUAAAAAGGUAUAAUAUACAAUUCUGUGCAAAUUGUUGGUAUUUAUUUCAGUAUCAAAGUAGGUAGGCCUAUAUGUGCAUUGUAGUUUUAGAUGUCCAUACUGCUUGGUUUCCAGGAAUCCGAUAUUAUGAUGUAUAUGGUUCACACUGCUAAGAUUGUACAAAAUAAAAAUACCACAUAUCUUUCAAUACCUCACUUAUGUGAUAUAUUUAUGUUCUUUUUUAUGUAUGACAUAUUUUACUUUAUUAUUGCUGCAAUCAUUACGUAAAUAAAGUGUCAUUUUCAA
Messenger RNA from Gigantopelta aegis, 6648 nucleotides. RefSeq lists its product as uncharacterized. Gene Ontology annotation, molecular function: protein binding. The coding region runs from base 13 to 2256 and encodes 747 amino acids. Gene Ontology annotation, biological process: signal transduction. The transcript has 4 exons. The record is from RefSeq and is a predicted model, not a curated record. NCBI's taxonomy places the organism in Eukaryota, Metazoa, Mollusca, Gastropoda, Neomphalida, Peltospiridae.